Messenger RNA from Ostreococcus tauri, 1848 nucleotides. RefSeq names its product unnamed product. The transcript has a single exon. The coding region runs from base 1 to 1848 and encodes 615 amino acids. Lineage: Eukaryota; Viridiplantae; Chlorophyta; Mamiellophyceae; Mamiellales; Bathycoccaceae. The record is from RefSeq and is a predicted model, not a curated record.
AUGCGCGCUCGAGCGCGCUUUCUCGCCCCGCUGCUCAUCGCGUUCGCGCUCGCUACGAGCGCACUCGUCGUCUUCGCCGCGCCGUCGUCCGCGCCGCGAGCGCGCUCUCGAGCGACGGCGUCGCAACCGUCGAGUUCGCGUCCUCGAGGUGAUGACAGGACCGUCGACAGGAACGAGGUCCAGGCGUUUCUCACGCAGGCGCGGGACGAGUUUUUGGCCGAUAACACCAAUCGAGGGUCUUCUGCGCGUCGCACGCCCGCGACGACGUCGGCGCAGGAGGCUGGUUUGGAUUGGAUCGCGUCGUUCUUCUCGCCUCGGGAUCGUCGGCGCGCGGCUGCGUCCGCUCGCGCGCGCGGUCGACGCAACCUGCCUCCUGUUGUCGUCGACGACGUCGGUAUCGAGUUCUAUCUCACCGCUCGAGCGUUUGCUCAUUCCAAUUCUGUGAGUGAUCGGAACGGCCGGAUGUCGAUCGCUCGCGCUGAUGAACCAAAUCAAUUUCAAUGGUGGUAUGAUUUUAUUUUUGCAACCCAGCAGCAGAUUAUUGGUUGCGAAUCCUCUGAAUCGUGCGCGAGCGUCUGGCACGGCUUUGGUGAAGACGGUCUUGUUUGCUGUGAAAUAGGCGCUGAGUUCUACGGUAACCCGCACUAUUCGUGCGUUGAAGACGCGGACCAGUGUUUGGAGCUGACAACGUGCGUCACGCACCAAGAGUGCGGCGUCAAUCAAGUGUGCUGCGCGACGAAGGCACUUACGGAUGACAAAGUCUGCGUCAAAAGUUUCCGUGACUGCGAAAAAUAUUGCAAUUCCGACGCAGAAUGCAAAAACGACAAGGGUGAGCAGUGUUGCUACGAUGGUAUCCUCGGAUAUAGCACAUGUCAGAAGGAUGUCGAUGUUUGCCCGCCGUCGCCGCCUGACUGCCCAACUACGGGCACGCCGAAGUGUCGCUCUAACUCCGAUCAAACGUGCUGUGGAGGUGUGUGCUGCCCAGCGGACGAGGAUGACAAUCAAUGGCUUUGUUGUGUACUUUGUGGCGAGCAUGUGUGCUUCCGAGGGACCCCGGAGAAUCAAUUCCAAUGCCCGGACCCGUUCUGUCCACCGCCACCCACGUGUGAAACCCAGGAAGAAUUGAGCCCGUGCACGCCUACGCCCGAUUCAGUCUCGCGUCAGGAAGAGUCAGUAACGGCUAUUUGCUGUGGAGGUGAGUGUUGUAACAUCUCAGAUUCCGCACCAAUUGGGGGGUUUGGACCAUCCUACUGCUGCUUCGAUUUUCCCGGGGGUCCGCCUGGAUGGUCGUGUCAAAACACGAUCACUGGGUGCAGACGUCCUCUGCCCGGAUGUCCAGCAAAUGCUGAGUAUUUAGAUCCAUGUGCCGACGACUCAAUUCCGACAGGCAUUGGUGUGUGCUGCGGACCAGAGGUUAACGGCAAGCUCACCUGCUGCACCGAAGGCGACGUCUGUUGUGCCGACCUGAUCAACGGCGAAAUAGUCGGUUAUUCGUGCAAGACUACUGCUCAAUGCAACCAGGGCGAAUUGUGCAAAUUUCUCGGCGAUUGUCCGAACUCGCAACAAUACUCCACGUGCGGAAGUUGCGGUCAAGGCAACAAUGACUGCGCGUUGAGCUGUCAAGCCGGCGUCAACGCGCCGGAUCCUAACGACCCGUCGUGGAGUUGUGCCGCGACGGACGGAUGCGAUCCGAUCGCCGAUUAUAACAACUCUCCAAGCCAGGCCACGUGCGUAUGCAACAACGGUCAAUGUGGCGGCGCCACGCAGUGCAGAGGCGGCGGGAAUUGCUGCGCGUGCCAAGCGCGCGGUAGGUUCGGCGGCAUUGCGUGCGCCAAUCCGCCAGAUUAG